Messenger RNA from Clonostachys solani, 672 nucleotides. Lineage: Eukaryota; Fungi; Ascomycota; Sordariomycetes; Hypocreales; Bionectriaceae. The record is from the annotation of a GenBank genome assembly.
AUGGCGCUCGUCCCGUCUCUUCUUCGUAUGAUGGCCGUCCUGGCACAUUCUCUAGCCCUCCUCAUCGUGUUCUCGCCAAGAGCUCAGGCCAUUGGCGUCAGCGCACCGAGCACCAUCACAGCCGGCCAGAACGCCACCAUCUCAAUCACCGAGACGAUAGACCAAGACUCGGAGCUCCGGGAUAAAUACGAUGGCUAUCGUCUGUAUCUGGCGUUGACGCCGCCGGGUUGGGGCACGGGUCCGGAGUGCUGGCUCGCGAACAAUCUGGACCUUGGCCCGCAGACCGUGAGCAUCGUAUUUCCGACAGACGUGGCGCCAAAUAACACCGAGGUUCGCAUCGCAGAUAGCUUGAUCAAGAAGGGGAGCGAAAGAGAAAGUGGUUACUCGUACAGCAGCAGCGUCACGUUUCUUGGUGGCAAUGGCACCUGGAGCCAGCGGGAGCUGAAUGGGCGGACCAUGACCAGCGCGAGCAGGCUGCCUUGCUUUCUUUUGGGGUGUGUGCGGCAAUGUAAUGAUCGCUACUACACAGGGGAGAAAUCCAGCGAGAAGGCAGCUGACGACUGUUCCGAGCAGUGUCUCAAGGACUCUAGAGCAUCGCCAAUGAGGCAUCUAUCCAUGGUCGCUGUGCUGAUGGGAAUCGUAACUUGUGGACUUGCUCAGUUAGUAUCAUAA